AUGAAUCAGAAGCAACACGUUGAAACCAUUGUGAUCAAGCAGAUAGACCAAGCUCGUAUUAAUUAUCGCAUUCUAUUAACUGCCGCACUUGAUUGCAUUAGAUAUUUAUUGCGACAAGGUCUUCCUUUUCGCGGCCAUGAUGAAAGCGAAAAAUAUAGCAAUAAGGGUAAUUAUGUGGAGCUUUUGCAAUUUCUUGCCGAUCAUGAUGAGAAAGUUCGUGUCAUUGUGUUUGAGAACGCUAUAGGGAAUCUCAAGUAUAUUGCUCCUAAAAUUCAAAAAGAUCUUGUCAAUUUUUGUGCCACUGAAACCAUUGAUGCAAUUAUUAGUGAUAUGGACGAUGCAUACUUUUCUAUAUUGGUAGAUGAAUCAUGUGAUGUUUCAAUAAGAGAGCAAAUGGCGGUGGUGUUGCGUUAUGUGAACAAAAAUGGGCAAGUAAUUGAAAGGUUUGUGGGUAUCCAAUAUGUCUCUGAUACGACUUGUAGCAAAUUGAAAGAGGCAAUUGAGCAGUUGAUUUCUUCAACAAAUUUGAGCAUGUCCAAGCUACGAGAACUGGGGUAUGAUGGUGCUAGUAAUAUGAGAGGUGAGCUCAAUGAUCUUAAAAUACAGAUUUUGAGAGAAUAUCCUCAAGCAUAUUAUGUCAAUUGUUUUGCACAUCAACUACAACUCCAAAUCAAGACAAGACAACUCCAAAUCAAAGGCACCUACAGUGAACGCGAAGGAGAUGGAGACUUUAAAGAUGUGAUAGAACGAGAGAGGGAGGGUUUGAACCAAGUGAGGUCCAGAUAG
Molecule: messenger RNA, 786 nt
Organism: Prunus persica (peach)
Lineage: Eukaryota; Viridiplantae; Streptophyta; Magnoliopsida; Rosales; Rosaceae
Product: zinc finger MYM-type protein 1-like
Exons: 1
Coding region: 1-786 (261 amino acids)
Source: RefSeq, a predicted model, not a curated record